AUGUUGGGUAUCCUCUUGAAGGUGCUGCACAGCGACUCUUACAUGGAGCUGAGCUAGUAGCGGGACCAGCACAUUCUGGGUGACAAUGAAGAACAAGAAAAAUUACUGAAGAAAAGCUAUGCAGAAAAUGCCAUGCGAUUCAUCAACGGGACUCACCUGGAUGACAGGAUCAUCCGCACAGACUGGGAUGCCGGCUUCAAGGAGGGCCAACAGUAUGGCUGUGGGUGCUCUAGAGGCCAAGUUCGAGAUGAAUAUCAGCAGGACUAUGAUGCUGGAAGAGGGGGCUAUGGCAAACUGGCACAGAAGCAGUGAGAGGCGAGUGCCCUGUCAGUGCAGAGACGCCCUCCUUGGAUGGCUGAGUCACCAGAACCAUUUUCUUUUACCAGAUCAAAAAGUAGUUUCCUUGUAGCUGGAGACAGGGUUGAGUGGUUGAGCAAAAACAGAUGCGUUCCUCAGCAGCAGGUAUGGACUAUGAUGUGAUUCAAUUAAGUCUGUCAGCCAAAAAUACUUCUAAGAAGACCAGAAAAAUGUAAAAACUCAUUUUCUGAUGCUUGAGUCUAGGGGGCUCAUGAUCUUUAGUAGGACUUGGAAUGACUUUUUUUUUUUUUUUUUUUGGUACUG
This is a messenger RNA of Octodon degus (degu), 621 nucleotides long. RefSeq names its product nuclear cap-binding protein subunit 2-like. Gene Ontology annotation, cellular component: nuclear cap binding complex. The transcript is spliced from 2 exons. Gene Ontology annotation, molecular function: RNA cap binding. Gene Ontology annotation, biological process: mRNA cis splicing, via spliceosome. The record is from RefSeq and is a predicted model, not a curated record. Lineage: Eukaryota; Metazoa; Chordata; Mammalia; Rodentia; Octodontidae.